Molecule: messenger RNA, 1325 nt
Organism: Piliocolobus tephrosceles (Ugandan red Colobus)
Lineage: Eukaryota; Metazoa; Chordata; Mammalia; Primates; Cercopithecidae
Gene: INSYN1
Product: inhibitory synaptic factor 1
Exons: 2
Coding region: 346-1227 (293 amino acids)
Biological process (GO): inhibitory postsynaptic potential
Cellular component (GO): postsynaptic density
Source: RefSeq, a predicted model, not a curated record
CUGUGUUCAAGCUCAGGCAGAGAUCAGCUCUGCAUACCCACAGGCACUUCAAGACCUGGAGGCCACUCCUGGGAUCCAAGGCCCCUCCCCCUGCCCUCCCGUGUCCUCACCUUGACCCCCUCUGCCAGACUCUGUCUCCCUCUGGGUGUCCCACUCCCCACCCAGAGGCAGAGGAGGCGGGGUGGCAGGGGGCAGGGGCUGGUUGAGGGCCGCCCAGGGCCAGGGUGGGCUGGGGGGCCGUUAAGAUGUGGAGCUCUGCCCAGCCGUGGGGGGCUCCGUGGAGGCAGACGCAGCCUGUGCCCAGCUGGGGGGAGUAUGGGCAGGCCUGCGGCCACGUGGUAAACGAUGAACAUUCGGGGCGCCCCGGACCUCGGGCAGCCCAGUGACGACCCCAGCAGUGGUGGUGAGCGGGAGCGGAUUCGACAGCGCAUGAAGAUGGUCAUCGGGCAGCUUGAGGGCAUCCUUCGCGAGCUCAAGGAGGUGGCCAAGGAGCUGAGGGAGGUGGUGAGCCAGAUCGAUAAGCUAACCUCGGACUUCGACUUUGAACUGGAGCCGGACGACUGGACCACGGCCACUGUGAGCAGCACCUCUAGCAGUGACAAGGCGGGCGUGGGUGGCCCCUUUGACCUGGGCCACCUGGACUUCAUGACAGCCGAUAUCCUCUCAGACAGCUGGGAGUUCUGCUCCUUCCUGGACGUCUCUACCCCCUCGGACUCCGUGGACGGUCCUGAGUCGACUCGGCCAGGGGCUGGCCCUGACUACCGCCUCAUGAAUGGUGGCACGCCCAUCCCCAAUGGGCCACGAGUGGAGACCCCAGACUCCUCCAGCGAGGAGGCCUUCGGUGCUGGCCCCGCAGUGAAGAGCCAGCUGCCCCAGCGGACCCCAGGGACGCGAGAGAGGGUGCGGUUCAGUGACAAAGUGCUCUACCACGCUCUGUGCUGUGACGAUGAGGAGGGGGAUGGCGAGCAGGAGGCGGAGGAGGAGGAGGUGGGCUUGCCCCCGGAGCCUGCCCAUACAGAGGCCCACGCAGGCCUCCACAAGCCCUCCCCAGCCCCCUACAAGUCACGGCGCUCUCCACUGACCAGCCGCCGCUCAGGCUCUACCUUGGCCCCUGAACAGACUCGAAGGGUCACGAGGAACAGCAGCACCCAGACAGUGUCAGACAAGAGCACACAGACGGUGCUGCCUUAUACAGCCACUAGACAGAAAGCCAGGGGGAAAAACUAGGGGCUGGGGAGGGGGCCAGGGCGGUGGGCACAUAGAGCUAUAAAUAUAUAUAUAUAUAUUUAAACAAAUGAAGUCAUAAUAAAAUUUAAAAAUGCUAA